This is a messenger RNA of Penicillium angulare, 981 nucleotides long. Its product is annotated as TauD/TfdA dioxygenase family protein. Gene Ontology annotation, molecular function: oxidoreductase activity. The record is from RefSeq and is a predicted model, not a curated record. Bases 1 to 981 code for a protein of 326 amino acids. NCBI's taxonomy places the organism in Eukaryota, Fungi, Ascomycota, Eurotiomycetes, Eurotiales, Aspergillaceae. The transcript has 3 exons.
AUGUCGACCACCACCACCACGGGUACUACUCGGAACACCACCCAAUUCUCUCAUAUCUCCGUGAGACCACUUCACUCUACUUUCGCUGCUGAAGUUAGUGGUGUAAAUUUUGCGUCUCCUUUGAGUGACGAAGUGUUCCAAGAGAUUUAUCAAGCUGUAACCAAGUAUGGAGUUGUAGUCUUUCGCAGCACUGGUCUGAAUGAUGAAGGGCACAUUGAUUUCUCUCGAAAAUUUGGAGAGUUGGAUGAUGUGACCCCAUACAUUACCAAGGGUCGUCAAAACCGACUCAAACAUAUUGAACUUUUCGAUGUCAGUAACGUCGAGGCCGACGGAACUAUUCUCAACCCCGACAGCUUCCGCGGACAGGCCAACAGGGGAAAUGAUCUUUUCCAUGUUGACUCGAGCUUCAACCCUCGUCGCGCCGGGUACUCGUUACUUCUGGCACACGAGCUUCCUCCACGCGGUAUGGGCGGUCACACUGCAUUUGCAGACACACGAACAGCCUUUGAAAGCCUCUCUCCGGAACUCAAAGAAGAACUUCUAGCCAAGGACUAUGUGGCCUGUCACUCGAUGUUCCACUCUCGAAAGCUGGCUGCGCCCGGGGCCUUCGCUGACCUAGAGCCCCUUGAUUACCCCAUGGGACGACACAAGCUCGUGCAGCACCAUGAAGCCUCCGGCCGUAUGAACUUGUACAUUGCAGCACAUGUUCACCAUCUUGAAGGUGUUGCUUCCGAAAAAUCGCAAGAGCUGUUUGACAAGCUGUAUAAUUAUGCCAAACGCGAUGAAAACACAGUCGAAAUCGAGUGGCAGAACGUUGGUGAUCUGGUCAUCUGGGAUAACACUUGCACAAUGCACCGGGCUGUUGGAGGUCCUUUCCUUCGCAAGUACAAGCGCGAUAUGAGACGGACUACUGUGCAUGAUUCGAGUUCUACUGCGUGGGGAUUGAAUGAGCAUACCAACGUCCGACAAGGCCUUCCUUGA